AUGGCAGAUCUAGACAGACUCUGUCGCGAGAACCGUGCAAUCAAAAUAACGGAUGAGGGAGAUUUGAAGCGCUUCAGCCUUCAGAUGUACAGUCACUACAAGCGACUGUCAGUCCCUCCUGCCAUUAUUACCAACAAAGUCGCGUGUGAACACUACAUGCGUACUUUGGACUCUGAGUUCAGUACCGUCUUGAGGAAUGCUUUGGCUACGAGUCAAAUAUUCAACAAGCGCUACCAAACUCGCGCCGGGAUAGCAAACGCUAAUGUCCCCGCGACUGGAGUCAAUCGGCAGGACGACCCCAUCCAGCUGAAGGAAUUGAUGACAAUGGCAGAAGAAAUGGCUUCGACGUUGAGUAACAAAGAGGAAAUUCCCAUAAUCGCGCGGCCUCCCAAGGUUCGCUUCGACUAUGAGACUAGUCCACCCAACCAUGCUAAGGUUGAGGAGUUGGAAAACUCGAUUUCCAACUUGAAGGACUCAUUUCUUCUACACCAAAAAGAGCUACAGACUCAGUUGCAGGAAGCGCUGAAGACGUUCAUACAGCCUGCUCGCGAAGCACCUAUACAGCGGUCGCGGCCAGUAGGCAACAACUCUUCUGUGCCCCACUUUGAAAGUCGCACACAAGGAGGAGCUGCCGCAAGGAACGACGACUGUCGCUACUGUGGACAGACUGGUCAUUGGUCGAACGAGUGCCCGCUCAAGAGGUCUCACAUUGAGAAAUAUCUUCUCAAGGUCGACACCAAAGGGAUGUGGAGGCUCUUCGACGACAGUUUCUUACCAAAUGUAGAAGGGACUCAGGGACAACGAGUAGAGGCCUAUUGGAAGAAGAAGGGCAAGUCCGUCAACUUCCAAGACUCCUACUACUUGGAACAGUUCGAUAGUCGCAACAAUGAUGAUAUGUCCGACUACCCUGAAGAAGUGGCAGAUGAGAUACGCUCCCUUCGAAGUCAACUCGUCCAAUACGAGAGGAAGUCGUCGCGACCAAUUCCAGAGAGUCGCGCUGAGCCAAAGACUCAAAGAACUGCAUCUGGCUCGACCAGUAAUGCAAUGGAAAGUGCCAUGGGCCAGUUCAUGCAGAAAGCCAUGACCGACGCCAUGGCCGGCUACUUCAACAACAUGAACAGUGGUUAUCCUCAGACUCAGGAGCAGUUUAUUCAAACCCAUCGUGGUGCGAAUAGCCAACCUGAGCGCGACGAUAACAACUCGGCCAAGCCCUCUGAGGACCAUGAUAAACGAGCUGAGCGACGAGAGAAACCGAGAAAACCUGUGAUUAUUGAAGAAGUUAGUGAUAGCGACGAUGAUGAGGAAUCAGUGCGCGACAACGUCGAAAAGAGAAAGGAACUACCGUUUGAGAAAGUCAAGCCCGUUCUACAAGAACCAGUACAUUCUUCAAAAGCGCGCGUUCCAGAUAAAUACCAGUUGCGUGCACCGAUUCAAACGAAGGCUGUAGCAGAAGCAGUCUACGACAAAAUGAAAAACGCGUCAGUCGACGUCACUGUGGGUGAACUCCUAGCAGUUUCGGGGACUGUCCGCGACUCCAUUCUGAAGGACUCUUCGAAGAAACGAGUACUGGUUCAGAAGUCCAUGCUUCAAGAAACUGGUCGCGUCGUUGAAGACGUUUGGGAAGGAGAACUGAGCUACAACUUAGUCAGUGCUAAGGAGUUGCCCGAGCCUGUGUUCUAUCAUAACACAGUUGAAGGAGAAAUUCCCAUUGGCGCGAUUGUCGCGACGGAUCCAUAUGAGAUGUACUUGGAGUCGAUACCCUCUAAUGAGAACCCAAGGCAUGUCUAUGUUGGUGAUUUGUUGGCUGCUCUCAGAACGGUAAACGGACGGAUUAACGCGCGUCUCGACGCGGACUGCAUCCUAGACAGUGGAUCUCAGAUUGUCUCAAUGGCUUUCUCAGAAGCUGUCGACGCACAAUUGAGCUGGGACCCAAAAGUCGUCAUCUAUAUGGAAAGCGCAAAUGGAUCUAUCUCUAAGUCACUGGGAUUAGCGAGAAAUGUACCCUUCAGGUUUGGGACCAUCCUGGUCUACCUGCAAGUGCACAUUUUGGAAGGUCCAGCUUACAAGGUGUUGCUCGGCAGACCGUUUGAUAUCGCGACCGAAAGCAAUAUCAAGAAGGCGGCCGACGGCAGCCAGAUAAUCACCAUGCGCGAUCCCAAUUUAAAGACGCGUUGUGCAAUGGCUACGCAGCCACGUUGUACAGACGACUUGCCGCGUAACACCAAAAACAACGACGGAUCUACCGAGCCCUACAGGGACGCCGCGCUCCUUGGGCACGUGACCAUGCACCCUCCUCCUCCUCCUCCGAUCCUCAUCUCCAUCCAUGCCGACAUCCGCCCUCUCCCUUCUUCCCCCGGCCAUCUCCUUCAAAUCCCCGCAAGCGGUCUAGCCAAGCCCGAUUCCUUGCACCAGGGAGUGCUACUGCCGUAUGCACUCCUCCCCCUUCACUUCGGCCUUCUCCCCGCGGAUGUGGUCUACUGCCGUACAGGCUCGUACCAGAUGCCCUUGCGCUCAUCCGCACCACCCCUCUUCCCAGUUGGGCCAUUGGUCCUCGCCUCCAAUGUCUCCACUGGCCGGCCCGGCACUGGCCUGGCCGCUGGGCUCCUCCAGUGUGGCCUUCCACUGUUGGUGUCUCAGGAGCUGGCCAUCACUGGCCCCUCUGAGCCACUCACUAUCUUAUCUGGGUUUGUCAUUAUCUACUUGUCAUCUGCCAUUGUUCCAUGGCAGUGA
Messenger RNA from Mycena citricolor, 2730 nucleotides. The record is from the annotation of a GenBank genome assembly. Lineage: Eukaryota; Fungi; Basidiomycota; Agaricomycetes; Agaricales; Mycenaceae.